CACGAACGCGUUUACCUACGAUCCGUCUGCUGUCACGCGUCAAGGCUCAUCCUUGCACCGUCGUUCGUACCUCUUUCGUGACUUCGUAACACACGGUAUAUAUCGUCCACGGUCAAGUGCCUUUGCCUCUGAAACGACAGGAAGCGCGAGGCAAUUUCCGCUCGAGGGAUCCAGGUUCAUAUUCCAUUGCAUACGUACGUCUGGAAAAUUUAACCGCACCGAGGAUGGAUCAUCGCCGUAGCUGUGAAAUUUCCACUCGUGUCAUCGAAAACUCCCUUUUCCUGCCUUAGUCGCUCUCGUCUCUGCUCUGGUUCGCCGCGGUCCGUGGAAUCGAUCGAUUCGCGUGAAAAUUCGCGAGAAAAUUCGCGAAGCGAACAACGAUGGAGAACGUGUACGUGAUAAAGGUGAAAACGAAGCCAGCCUUGUCUUCUCUGUAUCCAUCCGAGCGGCGUUACUCGGCAUCGACCGUGGGAGGUCUGUCCUUCGUGCAUUUUGGUCUGGGUGCACUUUCCCUUCUGCUGGGUAGCCUGGCCUUAUCUCUUCAAGGUCCAAUCCUAUCGGUCGCGUGUUUAGUUCCUUUCGUGACCGGCCUGCUCGCUUGGAGAAGAUGGUACAUCGAUAGAAAUAUCGCCAUCUUCUUUUACGGCAGCCUAUUCUCCUUGAUAGCAGCGAUUCUCUGCUUCAUUGCCACGGUGUUCGACAUCGCGGCUGCCACGGAGAGCAGAGGUCCUUUGUGGUCGUUCGAGAAAAUUCUCGAGCAACCGAUGAAUCCUACUCACCUCGGGGAACACUUUAAGAACGACACUCUGUCGAACGAGGCGAUACCGCCGAACGAGGACACUUUCAAUCUCAGUGGAAUCUAUGACCAAGCUUCGAACGCUCCUAUCUACUCCUCUACACCUGGCAUUGUCUUCGACAACGUGUCCAAUGUAUCCACCAGCGCUCCUGAAGAGGAUGAUCACGAUUGGAAAGCCAACGGGAGUUUACCACGAGAUUCGGCUAACGUCACCGAGGAAUGCUUGGAAAUGAUCAAGAGCAGCGUGAUGACACUCUGGCACGGCGAUUACACCGUGUCCUCGCACACGAAGAUCUUGCUCGCGGUAAACGUGUUGGUCGCGUCUCUUCUCGAAGCGUUUUGGUCCGCUCUAAGCGCGAGAAUAGCGCUGCGAGGAAUGAUGAAUCGGUUGCCGGAAAGUAGCUACGCGAAUGGAGCAACUGGGAACGGAAAGUUGGAAGCCAGAGCAGCGGGAAAGAGGAAAUCGCCGCCUCCGAGGCCGGACAUUUUGGAUCACGACAGCAGACUGUCCGAGAACCUGCAGAACCUCACCGCGCUGCACAAUGUUAGAAGUUCAGGACCGAGGUUACCUCUGCCGGAAUCCAGCAGGGAAUUCAGGGAAAGGGUGGAAAGGUUCCUGACGAACCAGGCAGCGCAUCGUACCGCCGAGGGAUCCUGUUCUUAGGAUGAAAACGUCAGACGUGGGAAGAGACGAUAGAAUUGCGAAUCCCGACGUCCGUUAUCAACGGCAGUUCCGA
Messenger RNA from Eufriesea mexicana, 1533 nucleotides. RefSeq lists its product as uncharacterized. NCBI's taxonomy places the organism in Eukaryota, Metazoa, Arthropoda, Insecta, Hymenoptera, Apidae. The coding region runs from base 381 to 1460 and encodes 359 amino acids. The record is from RefSeq and is a predicted model, not a curated record. The transcript has a single exon.